Messenger RNA from Fusarium graminearum PH-1, 1372 nucleotides. RefSeq lists its product as uncharacterized. Gene Ontology annotation, molecular function: protein binding. Lineage: Eukaryota; Fungi; Ascomycota; Sordariomycetes; Hypocreales; Nectriaceae. The transcript has 4 exons. The coding region runs from base 222 to 1175 and encodes 317 amino acids. The record is from RefSeq and is a predicted model, not a curated record.
CCCAACUUUAUCAUUCAUCUUCAACUCGACUCUCACUGCCAGAGUUAAGCUGAGGGCAUAUUCAAUUCACUCCAGUACAGGAUCUAUAAUCUCAUUGUAUUUCUUGCAGGCAUCUUAUCGAUUGAGUUUCCUGUUCCCCUCCCCGAUCCUCAAUCACAUCACACCUCACUACUUGCCCCUCAACUCAACAAACCCCACUAUCAACAAACAUCACCACCAACAUGGCUUCCGAUCUGGAAACGCUGAUCGAGAUGGGCUUCGACAAGGAGCGCGCUGAGAUUGCCGUCAAGAAGUCAGGAGGCCUCCAGGGUGCUCUCCAGUGGUUGGAGGAUAACCAGGACAAGCCUAUUGAUGAGAUCAAGGCUGCUGCCGCCGCCAAAGAGGAAGAUGACGAUGAUGAAGACACCGAGGCCAAGAUCAAGGAGAUUGAAACUGGCAAGGCUGCUUCUCUUGUCUGCAAUGAGUGCGGCAAGAAAUUCAGAAACCAUGAUCUUGCUACCUACCACGCCACCAAGACUGAGCACACAGACUUUUCCGAAUCAACAGAGGAGAUUGCUCCCCUGACCGAAGAUGAGAAGAAGGCCAAACUCGAGGAGCUCCGCGAGCGCCUCCAAGCCAAGAGAGCCAUUCAGUCUGUCAAGGACAAGGAGGACCAGAAGCGCAAUGAGCAAAUCCGCCAAAAGUCCACCAAGGAGAGCCAGGAAGCCAAGGAAGAGUUGGCCAAAAAGCAGGCCGUCAAGGAAGCUGCAGCAAAGCGACAGGAGAAGAUCGAGGAUCAAGAGGCCAAGCGACGCAUCAAGGCCAAGAUCGAGGCCGACAAAGCCGAAAGACGCCGAAAGGCAGAGGAGGCCAAGGCCGCCAGAGAGGGCCGAGCUCCCCAGGCUGAGGCUGCUACACCUAGCAGCGCCGCCACUGUUGCCGCUGCGGCUAAGCCCAAGAGCAACCACAACGAGGCCCGACUUCGCCUGCAGACAGACGGCGGAAAUAUCACCAAGACUCUGCCCGCCGAAACAACACUGUUCGAGUUGGCACAGCAGGUCCAGAGCGAGACAGGAAACCCUGUUACCAGCUUCACGACCACAUUCCCACGAAAGACCUUUGAGGGCGAUGUUGACUUCUCCAAGACCCUGAAGGAGGCAGGAUUCGUUCCUUCAUCUGUUUUGAUCGUUAAAUAAAUUAUGACGUAGAUGCGAAAGUGUGCAUGGCGUGGCGUUGAUGGGAACAGCAGAGCAUAUGCUUGGUGCUACGAAAAAUGAAAACAUCCUCCCCAAGCAGAGAGAUAGAAGUUGGCACAGAGGUGCUCAAACCUCUGGUCACAAUCACAGAUCACUUUAGACGGUAGUCACAAUUUGAAGAAACCCAUAUUGAACUC